AUGUGUGUGGAAAUGUGUCAUCCCGGCCCCUGCCCCAAGCCCACACAAUGCCGCAAGAAGGUAACGGUGCGCUGCGCAUGCCUGCGGCUCAAACGCGAGUGGCUCUGCUCCCAAGUGCAAUCCGAAACUGCCAAAGCUGCUGCCAAUGGUGCCAGCAUCCCCACCAGCAGUGCAGACAGCAGCGCCAAUGCCAGCAGCAGUGGCGGGGGCGGUGGUGGUGGUGGGGGCGGGAGACUGCGGGAGUCAAUGGUGGGGGUGGGGCUGAUACCAUGUGACAACGAGUGCCGGCGCAUUCAGGAGGAGGAGAGGAAGCGGAGGGAGGCGGAGGAGAAGCGAGUGGCAGAGAGGAAGGCAGCUGCUGCAGCAGAGGCUGAGAGGCUUCGACUCGAGGCUGAAGCUGCUAGGGGAGCACGGAGGAGAAGAAAGUCAGCAGCAGAUGAAGAUGAUGACUCCUCUUCCUCUCUACUUGGCUUCAUCCCUCCUGCUGUGCGGCGGUGGGCCGUCAUAAUCAGUCUCCUUUGCGUCCUCCUCAUCCUGCUGAUUACUGCUGGGGUGGGCCUCAAGGCGCUCUCUGAUUGGAUGAAUGAGCGGGACCGCCUCCGCCCUAGAAAGUCAUUCCGUUACUAA
Molecule: messenger RNA, 627 nt
Organism: Closterium sp. Naga37s-1
Lineage: Eukaryota; Viridiplantae; Streptophyta; Zygnematophyceae; Desmidiales; Closteriaceae
Source: the annotation of a GenBank genome assembly